Molecule: messenger RNA, 931 nt
Organism: Olea europaea var. sylvestris
Lineage: Eukaryota; Viridiplantae; Streptophyta; Magnoliopsida; Lamiales; Oleaceae
Product: nascent polypeptide-associated complex subunit beta-like
Exons: 6
Coding region: 118-666 (182 amino acids)
Cellular component (GO): nascent polypeptide-associated complex; cytosol
Source: RefSeq, a predicted model, not a curated record
AUCGUUUGCGUAUAUGAAAUGCCACUGACCUAGGGUUUCAUUUGUUAUCCACUUCGAAAUAUCUCAGUCUCUUUUCUCGAUUUGCUUAGCACUCCUUUUUCUAAGCAGCAAGCAGAGAUGAAUGUGGAAAAGCUAAUGAAGAUGGCCGGCUCUGUCCGAACUGGGGGAAAGGGUACCAUGAGAAGAAAGAAGAAGGCUGUUCAUAAGACAACCACGACAGAUGACAAAAGACUUCAAAGCACCCUGAAAAGAAUAGGGGUGAAUGCUAUACCAGCAAUUGAGGAGGUCAAUAUUUUCAAGGAGGAUGUAGUAAUCCAGUUCACUAACCCUAAAGUUCAAGCAUCUAUUGCUGCCAACACUUGGGUUGUUAGUGGCUCUCCUCAGACCAAGAAAUUGCAAGACGUUCUCCCUCAAAUCAUUCACCAAUUAGGUCCAGAUAACUUGGAGAAUUUGAAGAAACUGGCAGAGCAGUUCAAAAAUCAGAUGCCUGGUGCAGCUGCUGAUGCAGCUCAAGAACAAGAUGAUGAUGAUGUACCAGACCUUGUGGCUGGCGAGACCUUUGAGGCUGCCGCAGAGGAGGGCCAUGAUCAUGAUCAUGACCAUGACCAUGACCAUGACCAUGACCAUGAUCAUGGUCAUGGUCAUGAUGAUCAUGGUCAUGCUUAAGAGCUCGAUAUUGAUUUUGUGUGCAAUUCCUUGUAUUUUUAUUUUUUUAAUGCUUUUGAGAUGUUUAUUAUGAAAAUACUAGACAGUUUGUUACAUUAACAUAGCCCUUCAGAUCAUUAUCUGCCAUAAAUGAUUUAUAAUGACGGGGGCAAUCCUCAUAUCUUUGGACUUCUACUGGAAGGUUGGUUUUUGUCUUUGUAAGUUAAGAUUUACCAGGACUUGUUAAUCUUAGUGAAUGGGCGAGCCAGGGCUUGUCAUCAUUAUC